Tauraco erythrolophus (red-crested turaco) is the source of this 975-nucleotide messenger RNA. The record is from RefSeq and is a predicted model, not a curated record. Lineage: Eukaryota; Metazoa; Chordata; Aves; Musophagiformes; Musophagidae.
AGCCAAAAUACAGGGCUAAAGCCUGCAGUCUUCCUACAGCAUGCUUUUCUAGGAGAUGCUACCCACUGGAUUUCUAACCUGCCCAACGACAGCUUGGGCUUCCUCCUCGCAGAUGCUGGCUAUGAUGUCUGGAUUGGAAACAGCCGAGGCAACACCUGGUCUUUAAAGCACAAGACCCUUAAGCCCUGCCAGAAAGAGUUCUGGCAGUUCAGCCUUGAUGAAAUGGGUAAAUACGAUAUUCCAGCAGAGCUGUACUUCAUCAUGAAUAAAACUGGACAGAAGGAUAUAUACUAUGUUGGUCACUCUGAAGGCACAGCAUCAGGCUUCAUAGCAUUUUCUACAUACCCUGAGCUGGCUAAACGGGUGAAAAUGUUCUGUGCUCUCGCCCCAGUAACCACAUGCUCACAUGCUACGAGCCCUUUGAUUAAGUUAGCAAGCAUGCCUGAACCACUGCUCAGGUUAGUGCUUGGCUGCAAAGGAGCCCUGCACCAAAUUGGAUUUCUGAAAGGACCUGUGACACAGUUAUGUUCAAGCCUGGAUAAAUUUUGUGGUCAUAUACUCUGUUACAUAGCUGGAGGCAACAUAAAGAAUCUGAACACAAGUCGAAUAGAUAUGUACGUAGGACAUUCUCCUGCUGGAACAUCAGUACAGAACAUUAUUCAUUGGCGUCAGAUAAGAUUUGCAGACCGAUUUCAAGCUUAUGACUAUGGCUCAAAAGAAAACAUGAAGAAAUACAACCAGUCUAUGCCUCCUGCUUACAAGAUAGAGAAGAUAAACAUUCCAAUUGCUGUUUGGAGCGGUGGAGACGACAAAUUUGGAGAUCCAAAAGACAUGGCAAAGCUACUUCCUCGGAUUACUAAUCUCAUUUACCAUGAGCAUUUUCCUGCUUGGGGACAUCUUGAUUUCAUCUGGGGCCUUGACGCAACUGAGAAAAUGUAUCGGAAAAUCAUUGAACUACUAACAAAAUACUUUUGA